Cyprinodon variegatus (sheepshead minnow) is the source of this 1090-nucleotide messenger RNA. RefSeq names its product DNA polymerase alpha catalytic subunit-like (gene pola1). Gene Ontology annotation, cellular component: alpha DNA polymerase:primase complex. The transcript has 2 exons. Gene Ontology annotation, biological process: lagging strand elongation; leading strand elongation; DNA replication. The record is from RefSeq and is a predicted model, not a curated record. NCBI's taxonomy places the organism in Eukaryota, Metazoa, Chordata, Actinopteri, Cyprinodontiformes, Cyprinodontidae. Gene Ontology annotation, molecular function: DNA-directed DNA polymerase activity; single-stranded DNA binding; DNA replication origin binding. Bases 34 to 288 code for a protein of 84 amino acids.
GCUGCAAUUGUUUUGGCCAGUGUUAUUUUAACAAUGUUGGUUUUCUCUUUGCAGUACUCGGAGAAGGCUCUGUACAACCAGCUCUGCUUCUACAGAUACAUCUUUGACUGGGACUACGCCAUGGCCAAGGUUCUACAGUCUGACGAGAGAGGCCAUGUGAAGAAAUGGAACAGCUUACGGGAUGCGUAUCUGAAGCUGAAGGAAGUCCCAGACAAGGCUUUGGCCACCAGUGGCUACUCUGAGGUUAACUUAGCCAAACUCUUCCAAGGUCUCUCCACCCUCAAGUGAAAACAAUCUACAAGGACAACACAUCCAAGAGCUUCAUUCUGCCUUCGGUUUGUAAAUAUCUGGUAGAAUUGGUGAAGCUCAGAUCAUCUUUUUUUUUUUUACCCUGAUGGACUUGUUAUAUUCUUUAAAACACCAAUCAGACCUCUCGUCUCUCCAGCUCCCUCACACACACACACACACACACUCAUCCACUUGCAACCCUGACUUGACCCCAUCACCCUCGCUCUGUAUGGUAAAGGCGAGCAGCAAUCAUACCUAAAUGACAGUCUAUUGUAUGUGCAGACGCUGGCUGUGCCCAGAUAUGUGUGCGUAUGUGUGUGUGCUAAAAUGACUUCUCCUCAGAACAGCUGGGAUACUCUGGGAGAAAGCUAAUUAGCCAAUGAUAGUGACCCGGAGCCACUGAGACCACUGGAUGCCUGCAGCGAUCGGACACUUGUUCUGAUUACCACCAUUCAUGCUGCGUGAGUGUUAGCAGAGUGGGUCGGAUCAGGGGCUGGAAGAAAGGCCUGAGGACGAUACAGGGAGUAACGGGGUGAGCAAGGCCACACGUGCUGCUCCAUCGCUCCUUUGUCCCGUUAUCGAACAUCUGAUCUGCUUCUCCUUCACUGCGUCUGUUUAACUCAGGCCACUUCAUCUCUUUCAUCUUUCCCAAAUGUGGACGUAUUGUGUUUUAAUACAUUUUCAAUGUUAUUGUAGCAUUUACAGUGAGUGUUGAACUCCAAUGCCCGAUUAUUUUGAUACUGUUUAUGACAAGGAAAGCUCAAUAAAGAACUAAUUAACAACUCUGUCUUGUGUAAUUUUA